CAUCUAAAGCAUCUAAAGACAACAAUUCAACAAAUUAUAAAACUGAUAAUAAAAAGCAAAAUAGUACACAAGAAGAAAAUCGAAGAGGGAAAGAAAUAUUUUCCGAAACGAAGAAAAGAUUAAUGAAUUGGAUAAUCAAUGAACCCAAAGAAAAUUAUUUUACCCAUCACAUUCAACAAUUAAAUCAAAUUAUUUUUGAUGACAAGUCUACAAAUUGA
Messenger RNA from Racocetra persica, 218 nucleotides. The record is from the annotation of a GenBank genome assembly. NCBI's taxonomy places the organism in Eukaryota, Fungi, Glomeromycota, Glomeromycetes, Diversisporales, Gigasporaceae.